Molecule: messenger RNA, 456 nt
Organism: Salvelinus sp. IW2-2015
Lineage: Eukaryota; Metazoa; Chordata; Actinopteri; Salmoniformes; Salmonidae
Product: C-type lectin domain family 19 member A-like
Molecular function (GO): signaling receptor activity
Source: RefSeq, a predicted model, not a curated record
CUGGGAGGAGAAUGUGUUUGUCUACGAUCUCGUAAACAGCCGUAUCCCAGGGAUACCAAAAGACAUAUGGAUCGGCCUUCACGACAGGAGACAGGAGGGCAGUCUGGAGUGGACCGACGCAGACUAUGAAUACAGCUACUGGGAUGGCAACCAGCCUGACGACGGCAUACACCGCAUCCCUGAAGAGGAAGACUGUGUCGAGAUCUGGUACAGGCAGAACAGCGCGCUGAGGUCCUGGAAUGAUAACAGCUGUGACAAAGCCUUUCCCUUCGUAUGCAAGAUCCCCACAGUGGACAACUAGACCUCCAGGGUCCAGCACUAACACACACACACACACACACACACACCACACACAACUUUCUCGCUGCUGUUGUUGCCUCUCCUUCCUCAAACCUCCCUCUCUACUUCUCCUCCCUCAACCUUCUCUGUUCUUCAUCUUCUCCCUCAAACCCUCCC